This is a messenger RNA of Cherax quadricarinatus, 1324 nucleotides long. The record is from RefSeq and is a predicted model, not a curated record. Lineage: Eukaryota; Metazoa; Arthropoda; Malacostraca; Decapoda; Parastacidae.
UGAACGGUACGAAGAGGAUUUUUGUAAAAUUUAGUUCGGCGACUGUGUAUGAGGCAGUGGUGAAUAAGUUUCAAGAGGUGGCCAUACCAGUUAACCAUGCUGUGACGGUGCGGCUGCAUGAUGUGUCCAGCUAUUACACAUGGGUUAAGAUCAGGAAUGUGCCGUUCGAGGCGGAUGCAUCUGACAUCCGGUUCAUUAUGUGUAAAUACGGCACAAUACAUACGAUCACUGCAGGAAGGUGGUCAGCUGGCCCGUAUAUGGGGAUACCUGAGGGUGCAUUCUCUGUCAAGAUGACGCUCAGACAUCCAAUUCCAUCGUACGUGGUGAUGGAAGAUUUCAGGACUCAGGUUUUUGUAACAUACGCUGGGCAGCGAAGCACUUGCCAUUUGUGCGGGUCGUAUGAUCACCUGGCUGCGCAAUGUGAAAGAAGACGUGGUGAUAAGGACCAGCAGCAACGACGAGAUGUGGAGGAAAGGAGAGAGGAUCAAGAUCAACUGUUUUCGACUCUGCCUCAGCAGAGUUUGACAUGGAGUGAGGAGGUUGAGAGGGCCGAAGAAAAGGAGAUGGCAGGGGCUACGCGGGGGGACGACAUCAAUUCCCUGGACGUUGUACAAGUGCUGGAUGAGGUCAUCGCGGAAGCGAAUGGUAGCGACGCGGAAACGACGAUAGUGUCGACGUUUGAGAACAUUUUGGGUAAUGAGAGUCCUUGUCAGGAUGUUGGUACAGACCUGGAUCAUGGGUCUGCAGUUGAGGAGGGCGUGGUGAUGCCAGCCCGGCCUGAAGUGUGUCGUAAGGAUGCCAAGUUGGUGAGAACUGUGGAGGUGGAGGUUCAUCAUGGCACUGAGCUGGAUGACUUGAUGCAGGUCGAGGGUACGACGCGAAAGCGCGCAGCAGUGCUUUCUGAUUCCGACGACGUGCUUACGCCUGCACAACGACCUGGGAAGAAAACAUGGGCGGAAGCCAUGCGGAGAGGUUCAAGUGGCGCCCAGGGGCAGGGGUUGGGUAAGGGUGGCCAGAAAGGGGGGGGGAGGAAAGGGUGCAAUGAAACGAUCAGGUGAUAAGUCGGUAGUGUCAAGAGGGAAACCCCCUUUGUCGGUUUUAAGUGCCUGACAUUGAACAUCAAUGGCUUGAGGUCUCAGAGAAAGUGUGAGUGGUUUAAGGAAUAUUUGGUGCGUCAUGAUGUUGACGUUGUGUUCUUGCAGGAACACAAUUAUAGACCGGGUUAUGAGUUGAAGGUGGAUGGGUAUAAUGUGUAUGUUGAGCAUGCAGUCAGAUUGAAAGGAGGUGUGGCCAUUUUGGUGAAAGAAACUAGCCCGUUGGUUGU